This is a messenger RNA of Vidua chalybeata, 1510 nucleotides long. It is a transcript of the gene MC4R, whose product is annotated as melanocortin 4 receptor. Gene Ontology annotation, molecular function: melanocyte-stimulating hormone receptor activity. Lineage: Eukaryota; Metazoa; Chordata; Aves; Passeriformes; Viduidae. The record is from RefSeq and is a predicted model, not a curated record. The transcript has 2 exons. Gene Ontology annotation, biological process: G protein-coupled receptor signaling pathway. Bases 229 to 1224 code for a protein of 331 amino acids. Gene Ontology annotation, cellular component: membrane.
UUGGGCAUUUUAUGGUCGCAUCUCUUUAAUGGAAAGCACCAAAAAAGCCUUGCAGCAUUCCAGUGAACUAAAGAGGAACUGACCAUUUGGGAGAAUCUGAUGCAAACAUAGAGACUGUUGGGACUCUGUGACAUAGAUCACCAAGCUGAAAAGCCAAAGAAGGUUUUCGAAGGAAUGCAAAAGGAAAAGGGGUUUUAAAAGCAGAAAGCUGAAAAGCAUCUCCAUAAGAUGAAUUUCACCCAGCAUCGUGGGACACUCCAGCCUCUCCAUUUCUGGAACCACAGCAACAGACUGCACGGAGGAGCCAGCGAGAGCGCUGUGAAGGGCCACUCCUCAGGAGGCUGCUAUGAGCAACUCUUUGUAUCCCCUGAAGUGUUUGUGACUCUGGGCAUCAUCAGCUUGCUGGAAAACGUCUUGGUCAUUGUGGCGAUAGCCAAGAACAAGAACCUCCAUUCACCCAUGUACUUCUUCAUCUGUAGCUUGGCAGUGGCUGACAUGCUAGUGAGUGUAUCUAAUGGAUCAGAAACCAUUGUCAUCACGCUGCUAAACAAUACAGACACAGAUGCACAGAGCUUUACCAUAAACAUUGAUAAUGUCAUCGACUCAGUCAUUUGCAGUUCCUUGCUUGCAUCAAUUUGCAGUCUUCUCUCAAUAGCAGUGGACAGGUACUUUACUAUCUUUUACGCCCUCCAGUACCAUAAUAUCAUGACAGUGAAGCGUGUAGGGGUUAUCAUCACAUGCAUCUGGGCUGCUUGCACAGUCUCAGGCAUUUUGUUCAUCAUUUACUCUGACAGCAGUGUUGUCAUCAUCUGCCUAAUCAGCAUGUUCUUCACUAUGCUCAUUCUCAUGGCAUCCCUCUAUGUCCAUAUGUUUAUGAUGGCUCGUAUGCACAUAAAAAAGAUUGCUGUUCUUCCAGGGACUGGCCCUGUUCGCCAAGGGGCCAACAUGAAAGGGGCCAUCACUCUCACCAUCCUGAUUGGAGUUUUUGUUGUAUGCUGGGCUCCAUUUUUCCUACACCUGAUUUUCUACAUCUCCUGCCCCUACAACCCUUACUGUGUGUGUUUCAUGUCCCACUUUAAUUUCUACCUCAUCCUCAUCAUGUGCAAUUCCAUCAUUGAUCCACUUAUCUAUGCAUUCCGGAGUCAGGAGCUCAGGAAAACAUUCAAGGAGAUCAUAUGCUGCUGUAGCCUGAGAGGGCUUUGUGAUUUCCCUGGCAAAUAUUAAACAGAAUGGAUGGAUAUGUUACUGUGUACACAACCAGCAGCAUAGAUUUCCAAGCCUUUGAAUCCUCUUUCUCAGCAGAAUUUGGUUUAAAUCUUUAAGAGUGACCACCUCUUUCUGUCUCCCCCCACUCCCAUUCUUGUGUUCCAUUCUUGUGGAAUUCAUAUUUCUGUAUAAUGUUCAUGAUGUCUAUAGUUUAUAAGUUAUUUGGCUGGAAAGAGCAAUAGCACUUCAUACCAGUUUGUAAGUAAGCAAAUAAAUGUAAUGAUGAAUGUGAAAUAGUAACAAA